AUGAAUAAACUACAGAGCAUCGUGUGUGCAGUGCGUACGCGAGUAAUUAUGUUCGAUAAAAAGCAUUGCGAAAUGGUUCUGCCAUUAUCGAAACACGCCCUUAUGAUGGGUGCCGCGUUUGAUAAGCAAGGUAAAGGUUGAAUUCGGUCAUUCAGCGCGUAAAACGUGCACAUCGGAACAGAGAACGAAAGACAGCGGAAAAUAUGAGGUAAUUUUUGCUCUUUAAAUCAAUGUAUUUGAAUGAAGUACUACUGAUGUGUAUGUGUAGUUGCUGUAAGUGAACCCAAAUGAAAUAGAAUUUACGGUGUCGAACGCAUAAUUGAUGCAAACAAAACAACAAAAAUAUGCCCGUUGAAAGUGAAUUUGUCAGUGGUGUAAUUUGUGUGAAGUGUAUGGUGAAAAAUGAUUCAAAUACCAAAAGUUACAGAAUGAAAUGGAAAAAAAGAUGGAAAAGAAAGAAGAAGAAGAAGAUGUGAUUGUGUUUAAAGGUGAAUUUUACAAUAUGGUUAAAAUGUGUGCUCGUUUGGUUGAAGAAGCCGUAGAAAACUCAAACCGAAAAAAGACACCCAAAUGGAAUAAUAUGGAUAUGCAACGAAUCGAAGCUCUUGGAUAAUGAAAAUUUCUUUUAAAAUGCCGAUGACGCCAUUUGAACUACAGUGCAAAAUAUAUAAUCAGUCAGACAGGCUGUUUAGCGCCAGCGAUUAUACUAUAUAAACGAUAAAUUGCAAAUUUAAGGCAAUAGCAAUAAGUGCAUAAGUGCAUGUGCGACGUUACAAGUACAAAAAAGACAGUUUAUAAAAUUUAAUUGAGGCUAUAUCGAAUAUUGGGCCGAACUUUUGAAAGAGAAGGAGAAAAAAAAUCGAACAGGAAAAACGCCAGAAACAAAAAGAAGUGGUGUGUCAAUGAACUACACCGCAAGUGUUUUUAAGUGAACGUCAAAGAGAAAGGAGUUUCAUUUUUAUUUAUAAAAAAGAACUUCACUCACAUAAUUUUUGCUUUUAUUUUAAAUAAUUUUAUAAUCAACGUUGUCGACUUAAAAACCAAAGAGAACCAACUGACAGUGGGCCAUUUUUUGAUUUGAGCUCAAGUCAGUCAAAGCGAUUUUAAAGUAAAAUCUUGGUGAUGCCCAGUGAUUAAACAGGCAAAAAGUGUAAAAUAAAGUGCUUCGAAUAUUUAUUGAAAUUGCCAGUUUCCGGUAGCAAUUGAGAGUCAUUACGACUAGAUAUAUAUAGAGAGCGAGCGAUAUUCAAUGGCGCUUCACCGACGGCAUUGAAACUCCGAACGGUGACCAUUCUGUUCAUUCAAUACAAUACUGAAUGCUUUGUUGAAUAAGCAAUGUCAAAGUCCUUUUUGGAUAGUAUGCUACCAAGUUAUUCACAAUUUCAGCCAUUCACAAGUUCUCAAUUGAAUUCAGUCGCAUCAUUGCUACAUUUGAACAAUAAUAAUAACAUUUACACGAACUCAAUUCAUCAUACACACAAUAACGGCAUAAAUUUAUCAUUUGCCACCGCAACAUCGGCAAAUUCGGAAGACGGAACCACGGUAACACAAUCAACGACAACAACGGCAAAUAAAAUGUAUCCAUAUGUUUCAAAUCAUCCAUCGUCUCAUACCAGUUUGUCAGGUAUGCCAGGCUUUUCUGGUUUAGAGGAUAAACCGUGUAGAUAUACAGACACCGUCAUGAAUUAUCAAUCAAUGGCCCCCAGUGCAUCAAGCUUUGCACAAUUUUACCACCAAGCAGCUGUUUCAGCCGCUUCCGCUGGCGUUGUCGGCGGCGUUGGCGAUUCACUAGGAAAUUGCACUCAACCAUCGUCGGGCGUUGCUUCAACAGCUGGAAGUACACCAGCUCUAUCCGACCUACCACGAUACCCAUGGAUGGCGUUAACAGGUGGAUUGGUUGACAAACUGCCGAAUCAGAAUUUCUUGGGAAAUGCUGGCUAUAAAGACUGGAUUGGCCCAUAUGAUCGUGUUGUUUGCGGUGAAUUCUCUGCACCAAACGGAUGCCCGAGAAGACGAGGUCGACAAACAUACACACGCUUCCAGACGCUCGAACUGGAAAAAGAGUUCCAUUUUAAUCACUAUUUGACACGAAGGCGACGAAUUGAAAUUGCUCAUGCAUUGUGCUUAACCGAACGUCAAAUUAAAAUUUGGUUCCAGAAUCGACGAAUGAAAUUGAAGAAAGAACUCCGGGCCGUUAAAGAAAUAAACGAACAGGCACGUCGCGAUCGCGAGGAGCAAGAAAAAAUAAAGAAUCAAGAAAUCAAGUCCGCCCAACAGCAGCACAACAGCAACAAGCAAUCGCAUCAUCAUGAUCAACAUUCACACAUUGUGAACCAAAACUCGAGCGGUCAUCUCCAUCAUUCUGUUGUACAGAAUGAUUUAAAACUUGGCUUGAGCAUGAGCGGUGUCGGUGGAAUUGGCAGCAAUCUAGGAGCGUCGUCAACAUAUUUAUCAUAAAUUCCAAUAUUAUUUUAUCGCAUCGAUAUAUUUCACUGAUAUUGUAGAUUCGUCGUGGUCAAAGUCAAUCGUCGGAAUGAAUGCAAAUUUUGCGCUAGAAUUUCAUAUUGAUACGACCAAAAACCACAUAAAACACGCACUUCUAAUUGCUCUAAAUGCCAAUAUAACCAUUAAACAAAUUGGUUAUUAGUCGUAAUAUACCAUUUACUACAACUAUUCUCAACCCACGGAGCAAAUAUGUCAUUUGAAUAUAAAUAUACAAAUGGAAGACGCGGAGUGUGUGCGGAAAAGAAUAAAAGAAAAAAAAACAAUGAGAGAGAGAGAGAAAGAAAGAAGGUGAAAAUAUAAAAGAGAAAAGCAAAACGGCGAAAAACAAACAGGAGAAAAGAAUGGAAAAAACAGAAGAAUCUCAUAAUUCUUUAUACGUAACAAACAAAAAAUAAAUGUAACCUUAGUGUAUAAUUGUAUAAGUUCAAAACAAAACCUAAAACUAAACAACUAAAGUACUAUGUAAUGCAAAAAGAAAGUAAAAUUAAACAAAAAUCCAGCUAGUAGUAAGAGUCAAGCCCACAAAACAUCUUCAUCAAUCAAACAACAACAACAUCAAGGAAAAAAGGCGUUAAAGUCGCAUUAAAAAAAGUUUUGCAUCGAUUUGUUUUCCAAUUUUUGAACGAAACGUAGUUUACGAAAUCGAUUUGUUUGAUACAAACACACAGAUAAAUGCUCCCAGUGACAUAAAAUAGUGCUUAAGGCUUCGUUAAUUUUUUUUUUCAUUUCGCAUUUAAGUUGGCAUGAAAAUUAUGAUUAUCUUUUUUUCUAUGUAAAACGUAUGUUUUUGUUGUGAUUGUAUUUUAAAGAAAAGAUGCGUUAAUGGAUUGAAACACAUGUGUUUUUUUAGUUUGACAUAAGGGAGCAAUUCAUUUCGAAUACUUGAGAUGAAAACGAAGCAUAGUUGGAAAGUAUACGAUGCCAAAACCAUUCAAUGGAUUGACGACAUUACUGCACGUCUUUAGAUUUCUUCUUCCCACUUUGGUUUUGAAAAAGCGCAUACGUAAUCAAGCAAAUAAAUUUGAGUGAUAAAAAUAUAUUUAAAAAAAAGUAUCCAUUUGUGCAGAAAACAAAAAAACAGUUAAAAUUACAACGCACGAAGAUCACUUUGUGGGCAUAAAUUCAAGUCAUGACUUCUGAAAAUUCUUUCUAGCCUCAACAACCGAAUUUCCGGAAAAUGUUUAAAGCGUCGUUAUUUUUUGGAUGCGUCACACAUUUUUCUAUACGCGUUAAAUCAUGUUAUUGAUCGAUUGUUAUUUCGACUAAACUAAAUCAAAACUAAAUUCCACAACAAAAAAAAAUCAAAUUUUUCGGUUCAUUGAAUGCAUUUUUUUUUCAAUAAUUAAAAUACAUCCAAAAAAAACUCUUCCGGCAUUAAAUUGAUUUAAGCUUGAAAAGUUUGAUCUCGUUUAUGCAAAAUCUCUAUGUAUAUAGUUUUAUUUCGUUUCGAAAAUAAGUGUCAAAAGGGAACUAUUUUUCUGUUUAUCGAUUGAAGCUAGGGAUUGUUUCUUUGAUUAGAAGGAAUGGUGAGGAGGAAAAUUAAGAGGAGGAGAGCACUGAGGGAGAAGUUUUUUUUUGGUCAAAAAAGCAAUUUUUAUCACAAAAAUAUCUUUUUUGCUUAUAAAUCAUUUUCCUCCUCAGUGCUCACCUUCUCCACAUUUUCCUCAUCGGCGUUCCUCCUCCUUCUCAGAGGAACAAUCCCUGAUUAAAACAUUCACGCUCAAUUUUUCUUUGACAAAAAAACACAUUCAAAUUUAGCCAUAGUCAAACAAUAUCGAUUUCACUACAUCCCUCCAGAACAAACGCGAUAUAAACACAAAAAAUUUAUAACUCAUUAUGUAGAGACACAAAAAAAAGUAUUAACCGAAAAAAAAAAAUCGCAGAAAGAAGCAUGGAAUGACAAAAGCCAUUUACUUGUACUCACACACACAAAAGAAAAAUCAUGAAAAAGAAACAUGUAUUUUCACAGAUCACACACAGCAUCCAUUUCAUUCACAUACGUAAUAACAUAACAAUAAAAAUGCUAAAAAGUUUAAGCAACAAUUUAAUGGAAACAAAAUUUAAAAAAAUGAAAGCGUUCAUAUUUGCCAUAUACAUAAUUAUAUUUACAUACAAUUUUAACGAUAUUUAAAAAUAAAAAAAAAUUAAAUUUAUAUAUAUACACAAACACAAUAUAGUAUAUAUAUAUAAACUUCAUUUUGGCUCCCUCCUGACAACUGACAAAAAAAACGUAAUGCAAAAUAAAUGUCGUUUCAUGAUUGAGAAGAAAGGAAUGAGCACAAUCUAUUUACAUGCAUCCGUAUAAACCAUGUGAACCAUAUAUUGCACACAAAACACAAAAACAAACACACGUAAGAAAUGCGCCCCAAACACUGAAUCGAUACAAAACACUUGACCGAAGAGUGCACAUUUCACAUAUACAUAUAGCGAGAAAUGUUUUUGGCAUGUCAUCGGCAAGUUUUUGCUUGGAUUUGUAUCGAUUGAAUGUUUCCCUCUUUAAAAACUCAUAAAUACGUACUAGUUAUGUAAGAUGGAACGUUUGAAAGAAAUAACAACUUUUGAAGAAAAAAAGAAACAGCAAACAGCAAAAUCCAGUGGAUAAAACCUUAGUUUAGAACAACCAAUAUUAAACGUAAACGUAAACAAAAAACACACACACACAAAAUAUUAUUAAACAAGCUAUUAAGAAUAUUAAACAAAAAAAAAUAUCUACUUACAUUAUAACUAUUUACAUGAUAAAUUACCUUCAUACAUAAUGAUUAAGAUAUUGAAAAAAAAACUUCUUAAACUUGCAACACACACACAACAAACAUUUCAUUGUUUUAUUAUAGAUUGUUUAAGGCAAGCCGAUGUUUGAAGUACACUAUGUAUCUCUAUAGCGAGAGAGAUGAAUAGAUAGAUAGAUAGAAAGAGAGAAAAGGAGAGUUUGAGAGAAACCCCGAGAGAGACCGAUCAAUAAGGGUGCAUCUAGUUUUAGAAGAGAGAAAAAAAACGCAAUAAAAGCAUACAUUUCAACAAAAUAAAAAGAGAUCGUAAAACCAAUCGGAAAUUUUAUGGACGCUCAAGUUGUAAUUUUUAACAACUUGACAAAAUUGUGAACCCCCCAAUAAAAAACAAUGACUCAA
Molecule: messenger RNA, 5630 nt
Organism: Contarinia nasturtii (swede midge)
Lineage: Eukaryota; Metazoa; Arthropoda; Insecta; Diptera; Cecidomyiidae
Product: homeobox protein abdominal-A homolog
Exons: 11
Coding region: 1336-2457 (373 amino acids)
Biological process (GO): negative regulation of transcription by RNA polymerase II; anterior/posterior pattern specification
Cellular component (GO): nucleus
Molecular function (GO): RNA polymerase II cis-regulatory region sequence-specific DNA binding; DNA-binding transcription factor activity, RNA polymerase II-specific
Source: RefSeq, a predicted model, not a curated record